Molecule: messenger RNA, 2538 nt
Organism: Drosophila melanogaster (fruit fly)
Lineage: Eukaryota; Metazoa; Arthropoda; Insecta; Diptera; Drosophilidae
Gene: Elp2
Product: elongator complex protein 2
Exons: 6
Coding region: 115-2499 (794 amino acids)
Biological process (GO): tRNA wobble uridine modification
Cellular component (GO): elongator holoenzyme complex; nucleus; spindle
Source: RefSeq, marked reviewed
GAGACAGUUUUAGAAGCACUGCAUUAUUUGAAGCACAUGUGCCAAAACAAAACAAUUUCGCCGACAUUCAAUUCGAAUUUAGUUGUCAUUAAAAAAUAGAAGUGCAACAUUAGCAUGCAAGUGGAGAAUCUGCAUACUUCAGUGGCCUGCAACCGCUGCACGGAAUGCGCGGAUUGGGGUCCAAAUGGUUGGAUUGCCUAUGGGGCAUGUAACGCCAUAGCCAUUAUGGAUCCAAAGUUUCAAGGCAACUCAGCCAAGGUCCUGUUCACGCUGGUGGAGCACACAAAGCGAGUAAACACUGUGAGGUGGUUGGAUUGCGACAAACUUCUUUCCGGCGGAGAUGAUGCAAUUGCUAUUCUCUGGGAACUGGAUGAAACGGGAACGACUAAGAGCUUCACUCUCAAAGGACACACAAGUGGCGUAAAUACUGUGGAUGGAAUUCGCCAACAGGAUGGCUCCUGGCUUUUGGCGACCGCAGCAGCAGAUACCACCAUCAAGUUGUGGACUUUCCAGGAUAAUAAUUAUGUGUGCUUUCAAACCAUAUCUUUAUCCGACGGAUUCUGCUUCUGUCUUCGACUGCAGCUGCUGCCCAAGAGCAACCAGGUUCUGCUCGCCUUCAGUGGCGAUGACGAGACUGUUUCCCUGUGGUCGGAACAGGUAGAAACCGCAGGUGAAGGAGAUUCACUAGGUCGGCAGUUCCAACGCAAACACAAGCUCACUGGCCACGAAGACUGGGUUCGAGGUCUGGAUUUCGUUGUCGAUGGCGAGGAUUUGCUGCUGGCCAGUGGCUCUCAGGAUAACUUUAUUCGUCUCUGGCGGAUUGCGCCGCGCAGCAAAGAGCAAAUGCAAGAGAAUCGGGUUGAUCUGCAUCAAUUGAGCCACAACGACGAUGAGAUAAAGGUGGAGGAGAAGAUACUACAACUGGGGAAAGAAGCCUGGUAUGCAGUGAGCUUGGAAUCGGUUCUAUAUGGACAUGAGGGAUGGAUUUAUGGGGUCCACUGGCACAAAACACCCGAUCAAGAGCUCCGCCUUCUAUCCGCUUCUAUUGACAAGACCGUCAUAAUUUGGGCACCUACGGAAGAAGGCAUUUGGUUGGAAGAAGUUCGCGUGGGUGAAGUGGGUGGAAACUCCGUGGGCUUCUAUGGUGGAAAGUUCUCCGGCGAUGGACACUCGAUCAUGGCCCACAGCUACCAAGGUGGCUUUCAUAUUUGGAGCCAAGAUCCAGAUCGGCCACAGCUCUGGACCCCAGGUGUCAUCGUUGGUGGUCAUUAUGGCGAAGUGAGGGAUCUGGCUUGGGAACAUAGCGGCGCCUAUUUGAUGACCGCGUCUGCAGACCAAACAACUCGACUGCACGCUCCGUGGCUACAGGAUGGAGCUAAUCCCACGUGGCACGAGCUGGCUCGUCCACAAAUUCAUGGAUAUGAUAUGCAGGCGUUGGCUUUGCUUUCACGUUAUAAAUUUGCCAGCGGAGCUGAGGAAAAGAUUGUGCGCACUUUUCAAGCGCCAGCCAACUUCAUUGAAAACUUUCGUCACAUCAGUGGGAUAGAAAAUGACGAUGCGGGAGACGUUCUGCUGGAUUCUCUUCCCAAAGGAGCUUCCGUGCCUUCUUUGGGAUUAUCCAACAAGGCUGUCUACAAGGUAGAUUCUGAAGUGGAGUCGACCAGCAAGACCAGUAAAGACGAAUACCCUGACAAUUACUUUGUGCCUAUUGCUCUGGAAACACCACCGCAGGAAGAGACUUUAAUGCAGAAUACACUUUGGCCCGAGCUGCAGAAGCUUUAUGGCCAUGGCUACGAAAUCUUUGCACUAGCUGCCACUGCAGAUGGUUCCCUCUUGGCCUCCACUUGCAAAGCCAGCAAUGCCGAGCAUGCUCAGAUUAUAUUAUGGAACCCUUCAAACUGGAAGCAAAUACAGAAGCUGAGUGGACACCAGUUGACAGUGACCCAACUUAGUUUCUCCCCCGAUUCGCGAUAUCUGCUAUCAGUGUCCCGGGAUCGUCGCUGGUGUCUCUACGAGAGGCAGGAUUCCUCAGUAAGCUAUCAACUGGUGGCCAGCACUGACAAAUCCAAUGGAGUUCAUACACGCAUCAUUUGGUCGUGUGAUUGGUCGCAUGAUGGUCAGUUCUUUGUGACGAGCUCAAGGGAUGGAAAAGUAGUGGUUUGGAAAAAGGAAGAAGACUGCAAGGAGUCUUCGCUAAAUGGCUGGCAGGCGAAUGGAGUUUUAGAACUUAAAAAUGAGUCAAUCACAGCCGUGGCUUUUUCCAAUUCUUAUCUUAGUGGUACAGAUGACACAUACAUUCUUGCUUUGGGCACGGAAACCGGACUGAUAAAAAUAUAUCAGUUUGUUCGAGGAGCAUGGAAGUUACUAAGCGAUUUGAAUAAGAGCCAAGCUCAUCAUCUCACCGUUCGACGUCUGCAGUUCCGCCCGGGAAAACAACUCCAGCUUGCGAGUUGUGGUGAGGAUCAUCUGGUACGCAUCUACGACAUUAAGCUCACAUGAGUUUAGCUCCAUAUGCAUUAAAGUAGUCUUAUUAACUCC